UGUAUCACUUCUCUGCUUUUGUGAGUUGUGACCAUUAAAUCAUCAUAAGAGCAGAUAAAGAAGAUGUCUAAGGUCAGCACCCUUUGCAUGAUAGCACUCCUCCUCUUCUUCACGCUAACAUGCUCCGCUGCCCGGCCAGAGCCAGCACUUCACCAUGUUCCUCUGAUGAACACCCAACAUGGGGUUGGUGAAUCGGAGAAGGUUGAGUUGGAGGAGGAUUGUGGAGGAAUUGGAGAAGAAGAGUGUUUGAUGAGAAGAACACUAGCUGCACACAUUGAUUAUAUCUACACUCAGAAGCAGAAGCCAUGAAAACCAUAUAUAUAUAGAGAGAGAGAGAUAUAUAUAUCUUUUUAUGGCUCAUACACAUACAUAUAUAUACUAUAUGUUUAAUGUAUCAAAUUUUCUAUGCAGUCAGUCUUAUAGCUGCCACAUGUCAGUUCUUUUGUAGGGUAGAUAUAAAGUUCAGAGAUUUAUCUCUUUGUUCCAUUGUAUCCUAUUGUUCCAUUCCUAUUUCUUUGUCAUUGGGUA
This is a messenger RNA of Cornus florida, 528 nucleotides long. Its product is annotated as phytosulfokines-like. The record is from RefSeq and is a predicted model, not a curated record. The coding region runs from base 64 to 309 and encodes 81 amino acids. Gene Ontology annotation, biological process: cell population proliferation. NCBI's taxonomy places the organism in Eukaryota, Viridiplantae, Streptophyta, Magnoliopsida, Cornales, Cornaceae. Gene Ontology annotation, cellular component: extracellular region. The transcript has 2 exons. Gene Ontology annotation, molecular function: growth factor activity.